AUGUCAUUCAGACUCCCAAGAUCUUCUACCACUACCAUCACCACUACUACUACCACCACAACUACAGUGAAACCACCACCAUCUUCAGGUUCCUGUGUGGUGACAGGAGACCCCCAUUAUUACAGCUUUGAUAAAAGGGUCUUUGAUUUUAUGGGAAUCUGUACCUAUACACUAUCUAAGCUGUGCCAAUUUGAUAAAAACCUGGUAGACUUCAAUGUGGAAGCAAAAAAUGAAUAUUGGCCAGGAAACACUCGUGUCUCUUAUGUGCGAUAUGUAAAUGUUGAUGUGCAUGGAUAUAGGAUCACCCUGGAGCAGAACAGAGAGGUUAAGGUAGAUGGAAAGUCUGUGAUUCUUCCAACUACACUUCCCCCAGAAGUUAAAAUCUCCUAUAGUGGACAUCAUGUAAUGGUUACAACAAGCUUUGGCCUGAGCGUGCUAUUUGAUGGAAAUCACAGAGCGGAAGUGAAGCUUUAUGACACCUACUCUAAUCAAGUAUGUGGUCUAUGUGGAAACUUCAAUGGAAAUGAAACUGAUGACUUUUUGAACCCAAGUGGACAAUUGGAGAAAGAUCCAGUUGACCUUGGUAACAGCUGGCAGGUGGAAAACGACACAAGGUUAGUCAACCGAAGGAUUAUAAAACUGCACAGACUCAAGGGUUGUGUUCAGGAUUCAGCUUAA
Xenopus laevis (African clawed frog) is the source of this 678-nucleotide messenger RNA. RefSeq names its product alpha-tectorin-like. Bases 1 to 678 code for a protein of 225 amino acids. Lineage: Eukaryota; Metazoa; Chordata; Amphibia; Anura; Pipidae. The transcript is spliced from 4 exons. The record is from RefSeq and is a predicted model, not a curated record.